UUUGGAAAGGAUUUGAGUCCGCCAAUGACUGGAAUGGGAGAAAGAAAGAAAGCUUAGAUCUGAUCUUAGGUAUGGAAGGAGGAACUUAGCGGCGAGUUCUGGUCGCAAGGAAGGGAAAAACAAUCCAGGUUAUUGCACGUGGGAAAGGGAAAUAGGGAGGAGGAAGGUGCUAGAUGCCUGGAGGUGUAGAAGGCCCGCUCUUGGGCACCAGAGGGUGAUAUUGGGCGGCGUGAGGUUGCAAACAGUGACAAAUAGAAGCUCAGAUCAGCAUGCAGAAAGAAAAAUCAAGCGGUGGGCAGCUGCAAGGACACGUGGAAGACUAAGUCUUGGGUUUAGAGGGAAGAAAACGUGCGGCAGUGGAGAGCUAAAAGCAAAGAAAGGCAGAAGUCGAGAACCUGGGCGUGUGCAGCGAACUCAGGCUGCAGGGACUGGGGGUGCGGCAGGGUGGAUGCGUCCGCCUGGUGGGCGUGUAGGGGGCGGUGCUCCAGCUCUGAGGGGUGUUCGCUAGGCCACCAGAUUGCAACAGGAGCGGGGCAGGAGGUGGAGGAGACACCGCCACCUCUGCGGGGAUUUCGAGUUCUAGAGGAGGCGUUUCCUGGCUGGCUCCCUGCUCCAGGGGUUUAAAGGACAUAAACUGAACUCGCCUGAGCCUGCAAGAUUAAGAGGAUUUGGAGUGAUUAGACGUUGACUCACUGUAAAGGUUUAUUGAAUUCAAAAUGUCUCAAAAAAUCCAUGGCGGUUCUGUGGUAGAGAUGCAAGGAGAUGAAAUGACGCGAAUCAUUUGGGAGUUGAUUAAAGAAAAACUCAUUUUUCCGUAUGUGGAAUUGGACCUGCACAGCUAUGACUUAGGCAUAGAGAAUCGUGAUGCCACCAAUGACCAGGUCACCAAGGAUGCUGCAGAAGCUAUAAAGAAGUACAAUGUUGGUAUCAAGUGUGCUACCAUCACCCCCGAUGAGAAGAGGGUUGAGGAGUUCAAGUUGAAACAAAUGUGGAAGUCGCCGAAUGGCACCAUCCGAAAUAUUCUGGGUGGUACUGUCUUCAGGGAAGCUAUUAUCUGCAAAAAUAUCCCCCGGCUAGUGAGCGGAUGGGUAAAACCCAUCAUCAUAGGUCGCCAUGCUUAUGGGGAUCAAUACAGAGCAACUGAUUUUGUUGUUCCUGGUCCUGGAAAAGUAGAGAUAACCUACACGCCAAGUGAUGGAUCCCCAAAAAAGACAUACUUGGUACAUAACUUUGAAGAGAGUGGUGGUGUUGCCAUGGGGAUGUACAAUCAAGAUAAGUCAAUUGAAGAUUUUGCACACAGUUCUUUCCAGAUGGCUCUGUCUAAGAGUUGGCCUUUGUAUCUGAGCACCAAAAACACUAUUCUGAAGAAAUACGAUGGACGUUUUAAAGACAUCUUUCAGGAUAUAUAUGACAAGCAGUAUAAGUCCAAGUUUGAAGCCCAGAAGAUCUGGUAUGAGCAUAGGCUCAUCGAUGACAUGGUGGCCCAAGCUAUGAAAUCAGAGGGAGGCUUCAUCUGGGCCUGUAAGAACUAUGAUGGUGAUGUACAGUCGGACUCCGUGGCCCAAGGUUAUGGCUCUCUUGGCAUGAUGACCAGUGUGCUGAUUUGUCCGGAUGGCAAGACAGUAGAAGCAGAGGCUGCCCAUGGGACUGUAACCCGUCACUACCGCAUGUACCAGAAGGGACAGGAGACGUCCACCAAUCCCAUUGCUUCCAUUUUUGCCUGGACCAGAGGGUUAGCCCACAGAGCGAAGCUUGAUAACAAUAAAGAGCUCGGCUUCUUUGCAAAGGCUUUGGAGGACGUCUGUGUUGAGACCAUUGAGGCUGGCUUCAUGACCAAAGACUUGGCUGCUUGUAUUAAAGGUUUACCCAAUGUGCAACGUUCUGACUACUUGAAUACGUUUGAGUUCAUGGACAAACUCGGAGAAAACUUGAAGAUAAAACUAGCUCAGGCCAAACUUUAAGGUCAUUCCGCAGCCUAGGAGGACAAGUGAUUUUUGGUAACUAGGGCCACCGGUUUACACUUUUCUCUAUAACACUCAAGGAUAAGGGCAAAAUCCAUUUUGUAAUUUGUUUUGAAGUCAGAGUUUAUCUUUUCUAUAAGUUUACAGCCUUUUUCUUGUACAUACUGUUAUGCCACCUUCAUGAAUGUGGCUGGGGACUUUUUAAAUUUUUAUUUUAUUUUCUACUAGUAGCUUAGGAAUUACUUUAGUGCUGAUUGGUACUUACUGUCACUUUUUCUCAUGUUCCGAUCAAUAUAAAUGACCAAAAUGAAGAGUGCUUGAAAGAGUAAACUAAGCCACGGUAUUGGUCCCUAAAAUUGUACAAAGUAGAAAUUCACUCCCUUCCCCACUUUCCAUGGCCUUGGGCUCUGGGUGGUUUUGGUGUAACAGGUGUCCCAUCAUGUGAGGUAAAGCUGUACCUUAAACUUGCACGUGAAUUAGAAUGAAGAGUAUGGUUGUAACCAAAACGUGUUGAAGACACAGCAGUCAUUUUUGUGAAGAUCUCUUAAUUGAAUGUUUCGAAAAUGCUAAAGAUUUUGGAGGCCACAAACAGUUUGGAAUCCAGGAUAAAUGCUCCCUGGGGGUUUGUCCCCUGUGUUUGUCCCCUCCUCCUGGCCUUGUGUGGCCUAAAGAUUAUGCUACCCUGAACAGUAUAUUUCAUCCAAGUGCAAUAACACAAGCUGCACCUUUUGCAGACUUCUGCUGGCCUAUUUUAUUUCCUUUAUAUAAAUGUGACUUUUCAGAAGUUGGUUUUGAACACUAUCCUAGCCUGUUCUUCAUUGAAACCAUUACUUUUAAUUAAAAUUAAGUGCUAAU
This is a messenger RNA of Rhinolophus ferrumequinum (greater horseshoe bat), 2816 nucleotides long. It is a transcript of the gene IDH1, whose product is annotated as isocitrate dehydrogenase (NADP(+)) 1. Gene Ontology annotation, molecular function: isocitrate dehydrogenase (NADP+) activity; magnesium ion binding; NAD binding. The record is from RefSeq and is a predicted model, not a curated record. The coding region runs from base 717 to 1961 and encodes 414 amino acids. Gene Ontology annotation, cellular component: peroxisome; mitochondrion; cytosol. Gene Ontology annotation, biological process: isocitrate metabolic process. The transcript has 10 exons. Lineage: Eukaryota; Metazoa; Chordata; Mammalia; Chiroptera; Rhinolophidae.